ACACCCUGGUUGACGUUAGAGAACCUUCUGCUAAUGUCUGUUCCUGUCUCAGCUUUAAAGAUGAAGGAGAAGUCAAACAGCCAAUACGAGUCCUUCCUCUUCUGGAGGCAGCCAAUCCCAGCCCUCGAUCUAUCCGAGCUGGAGAAUAUGGGUUUGACUGACGGUCAGUCGACCAAUAGCAGAAAAGGAAAAGACAAGCUGCCCAAACUGAGGCGUCAGGACGAGGAGACGAAGCUGCAGGAGUUUUCUUCCUUUAACUACUGGAGAGCUCCGAUCGCUGACGUGGACACUCUGCUCGCCGACCUCAACCUGCUGCUGUGAGACCAGACCACCUGUCCCCUGAUCCAAGACCACCUGUCCUCUGAACCCAGACCACCUGUCCUCUGAUCCCACACCGCAUGUCCUCUGAUCCCAGACC
Molecule: messenger RNA, 418 nt
Organism: Paralichthys olivaceus (Japanese flounder)
Lineage: Eukaryota; Metazoa; Chordata; Actinopteri; Pleuronectiformes; Paralichthyidae
Source: RefSeq, a predicted model, not a curated record